Messenger RNA from Benincasa hispida (wax gourd), 822 nucleotides. RefSeq lists its product as uncharacterized. NCBI's taxonomy places the organism in Eukaryota, Viridiplantae, Streptophyta, Magnoliopsida, Cucurbitales, Cucurbitaceae. The record is from RefSeq and is a predicted model, not a curated record. Gene Ontology annotation, biological process: vacuolar proton-transporting V-type ATPase complex assembly.
CUGGUAUUUGCAUCGGUAGCUUUGGCUCCAUGGAAUAUGGCGUUACAAUCAGACCAGAUGGCCCAACAACCGAUGGCUAAUAAUCUGAUUUCCUCGCUGGAGUAAUUGUUCAUUAUCUUAAUCCAUCUAUCCAGAAAACUAUUAUUGAAAUGUUCAAUAGCCAAAUAGCAUAUUGGAAAUAUAGCGCCAGACAUUCUAUGGGUACCUCUCGAAUAAGCACUGCAUUACUGGACUUGAAAAUCCAUUCUGCUGCUACAUCACUGCGGGUGGACGAACGCGAUGCCAGCUCUAUAGGAACGCUACCAUUCAUUAACUUGCGGAAAUGGACAUCCUCUGAAGGUGGAGACUGUUUAGGGGAAGAAAAAUGCAAUGACAAAUUGCAAAGGGAAUCUAAUAGUCCGCAGCUACGGCAAAGGAACAUUUCUGAGCUUUCUGAUAAUCUGAAGAAGAGUUCUUUAAAGAAAGAAGAUGCUCUCAUCAUUGAUGAUCAGGUACGAAAGGAACAGUCACGAACACUUUCAACGUUUGGAACUCUAGUUUCCCCCAAGCUCCGAUCAGCUCAACUUUCAUUUGAAAAUGCACUUGAAAUUAUAAUGAGAAUUGCAAACAAGCGCACCGCAAUGCUAUCCUCUGAUCAAGUCAAGAUAGGAUUGGAAGAGACAUCUUCCUUCAAGCAAGCCAAGGAAGAACUAAAAGAUACCAAAGCAUGACAAUAACUUGUUUCCCUCCGGGUAAAUUUUUUUUCUAAUUUCCUCAAAGUUCAGUAUGACAGCUGGUGGAAUGUGAUGUCCAUAGUUCAAAUUAAUGGAUUUGUUCGAUUUU